AUGGAUGAGUGUUUUAAUGCAUACGUUUUCGGCGAGAACGAGGACCUUAUAUCAGGAAGUAUGUUAGUUUUCGAUCCGGAGAAGCCCUUCCGUCCACUUUCUGCAUUUGGAUUAGAUUUUUUGAAUCACUUUGAGGGUACGACAGUCAAUUCACCAUUAUUGGAAACUCUGUCAAUAAUCGACGUUCCGAAUGUUAUGCAAAAGGAUUCAAUCGCAAUUGAUGGUCAUGUGGCUGAUAUCGAUCGCUAUGACUUGACACCAGCCUUUGAUUGGUUCUGCCAACAAGCUGAACGAAUUUUACUGUUCUUCGAUGCCAAUAUUAUAACGAUUUCCGACGCCAAUAGACAGUUGAUGGAAAAGUACCCACACAAGGUGGUGAUCGUCCUGGAUAACACGGACAUGAAUACACAAAAACUUAUCAGAGCUUAUGGGAUGCUAAUGUUUACUCUAGCCAAAAUGAUCAAAUCACCGAGUCAAGAAGCUAUUAGGGUUCAUGUGGGCCCUCUCAACAUUUAUCGAUUGCGUUAUCCAUUAAACGGAAAAUUAUUUCAGGCUGAACGGAAGGACUUUUUCAAAGAUUUGGAAAGCAUUCACAAAUGUGCUGCGAGCAGACAAUUAAGUAAACUGUUGGAACGAGCUCGUCUAGCCAAAAUUCAUGCAUUCAUUAUAAAUGAACUGUACGAUGAAAUGAAGUCAGUGUGGAGGAAGGAACGGAAGAAAAUGGAUCUCUGUAAAAAUUUGCAAACCAUUUACAAUAGAAUACAGUGCACGCAUAAUUUAUCGUCCGAUGACUUUCCCGAUUUAGGGAAAAUGCAAAUUUCAUUGCAAGAGUUUGACUUUAACAAAUUAAGUCCAUUGAAACCGGAACUGAUUGAGCUGUUCGAUGACAAAGUGGUCUAUAAUGUGAAUCAAUAUAUAAAUGCAUUUGUUGCCAGAAAGUGA
This is a messenger RNA of Bradysia coprophila, 942 nucleotides long. Its product is annotated as EH domain-containing protein 3 pseudogene. The record is from RefSeq and is a predicted model, not a curated record. NCBI's taxonomy places the organism in Eukaryota, Metazoa, Arthropoda, Insecta, Diptera, Sciaridae.